UUCAAGGCAAAGAAGGAUCAUUUGCCUCUCCAGUAGCCUCUGACCAGCUGCCUUGGAGCCAUCAGGAUGCCUCUGCCUUCUCUCCCAGCAGCUAUUUUGUCUCAUAUGAUAGCUAUAAACAAUGUGCCGCCUCCUCCACUUCACAGUUUACCAAAGUUGAAAAUGUCUAAGUACAUUGAUUAUGGUCAGUUGAAUGCAUUGUGCCAUAUGAGAGGACUACAAUCUAGCCAGAGUUCUUACAGUAUCCUGUCAGCUCACAAUAUGUUUAUAAAGCAAUAUCCUAAAAUAUUCCUGAAGAAAAAAACCAGACUGCCUAAACUCUUCAAACAAGAGGAAAAAAGAGAACCUACUGAAGGCACAGAAGAACUUCAACCCCAACAACCUGAUGAUUCUCACAAUAUAGCUAUCCAUGUUAAAAAAGCACGUGGUGGCCCUACUUUAUAUGAACCAAAAAAAUUUGAAGAGAAGUUAGUGGAAUUCCUGGAUAUUUUAAAGAAAUUGCCCAUUUACAGGACAUUGCGUGAACACAGAACUGUGUGGAAGAUGCUGAAAACAAUUCCAGAUUUGACCUCUCAGCUAACUGAUGAGCAUCUAAAAACACUUAGUAGGAGUGUCAUUUCUGAAACCUGGGUAAAAGGCAGCACAGUGGUUGGAAAUGAUGGAUUUUAUAUAAUACUGAAAGGUUCAGCUCGACCUCAAACAAAGGCAUAUAAAGAUCUGAUUGAUGAAAAUGAGUCAACAUCCUCUUUCAUACCUCAGAGUUUCCAAGGAUUUGUUUCCAACGAAGACUUCAAAAACAUACUUGCUGAGAUGCACACACCUUCAUGUGAUCCAAUGCUUCGACAAUGGAGUACCUUUGGAACCCUGGAAGUUACAGCUCAGACUGAAUCAGACACAAAGGAGUACUCAGUGAUCACAGAAGAAGAUUGUGAAAUUCUUAAAAUCCCAGCAAAGGAUUAUGUGAGGUUAAAAUCGGAAAACAUAAAGCUUGAAAAUAAAGAAAAGAUGAAAUUAAUUCAUAAAUGUCCAUAUUAUGAGGAGUGGCCAACUUUAUCCAUAUGUGAGCUAGUUGCACUCAUUAAAUGGAAAAAAUUUCCUCCAGGUUAUGUGAUAGUGGAAAGUGGGAAGAUAAUUUCUUUUGUGGCUUAUAUUAAUUCUGGAUAUUGUAAUAUUUAUAGAAAUAUUGUAGGACUUAUGAAACUACAACCAAAAAAAGUGAAAAAAAAUCAAAAACUUGUUUGUAUGGGCAAACUUAAUGAGAAGGAAUCCUUUGGUGAGAUUAGUGUUCUUCUUCAAGUUCCUUUCACAUGCACAAUAGUUACUGGAAAAGAGGUUGAGAUGGCAAUCAUUGAAGAUAAGGACCUAUUUGAAUUAGACCCAGUGACCAAGCAACUUAUGCUCCAUACAGCUAAACCAACUUUUGGUCAUCUGAAAGAUGAGGAUGUUAAAAAUGUAUAUUUGGAAAGGGAACAAAAAAAGGAAUGGAAAAAUUUCAAGGUGAAACUAGUCGUCAUAGCUGGACUUUUCUGAUGCUGAGCUUGACCAUUUUUCAACUGCUGCUUUUGAUAAAAGACAUAAUCAUCUGGGAAAUAUAAAUGCAGUUUCUGGAGAGAGCUGAGUCCUUCUGAGAAUGAUUUCCUGGUGAGCCAAGUUCUGUCAUCAAAACCCGACAGGCAGUUCACACUGGAAUACGUGUUUAAGGGUGUGGGAAUAUGCAGACAGAUUUUGUCCUUUGUGUUUAACUUGGCAGUCUUUUUUCCUCACUGCUUCUUGCAUUGUUUUAUAGCAAUGGCAUCUUCUUACAUGAUUCGCAUGACUAGGUAUUUAAUAGAGAAACCUGCUGGUUUUCGUAAGAUUUGGGAAGACGAGGAUGGAUAGGAGGCUGUUAUAAGUUUGUCUAUUUUCAAACCAAGCAAUAAAUUUAAAAAGCUCUAUUUCCAAUGUGAAUCACAAAUGAAGAUGUGCUGAAAUGUGUUCAAAUUAAUUUUCUAGUGCAAUGGGGAAAAAAAAACAAGCACUGUAAUAUCAGCUUCUGCAUUUUCUUUUUUAGCUCUCCAGAAUUUCUCUUUUUAAUUUACUGUCCACUAAACUCACUAAUUCCAAUUCCUUUCUUACCUUUGUCACUAAAUACGGUCAUGUUACCCAGAUAAAGAAAAAUACUGUAAGACAGAAUCAGUUUCUGAUACAUGCUACAACACAGAUGAAGCUUGAAGACAUGCUAAUUGAAAUAAACUAGACACAAACGAACAUCAAUAUUGUCUGAUUCCAUUUAUAUAAGGUGCCUGGAACAGUAAAAUUUUGUCUUAGAUUGUUUUAGAGAUAGAAGGUAGGAUAGUGGUUACCUGGGGCUUGAGGGUAAGCAGAAUGGAAAGUUAUUGCUUAAUGGUUGCAGAUUUUCAGUUUGAGAUGAUAUAAAACUUUUGAGGAUGGAUACUGGUGAUAGUUAUACAACAGUGUGAAUAUACUUAAUGCCACUGAAAUGUACACUUAAGAGGGUAAAAUGGUAAAUACUAUGUUAUUUACAUUUUUCCUAUAUUGAUAAAACAAAGAGGAUCUCUGCCAGCUCCCCCACGUUACCCACUGAGAUGGAACACUUCAGAGAGAAUAGCCAUGUGGUGCACCAGGAAAGGGUAGACCAUAGUGUCACAAGUGUAGUGUCACAAGGGUAGUCUCACAAGUGUCAGCAUCAGCCAGUGGGCUUAAAGCACAGCAUGCCAUUUGUGACCAUGCCGAAAGAUCAGAUGUUCUUCAAAAGCUUAAAUUUGUUAGACCCACAACAUGUACACUAUUCUGAAUAGAACGGAAGUGAUAUCUGAGAAUGACAAAAUCCAAUUUCCCAUUAAGUCCAGAGUGUUGGAGUUUUAGAUUAAAUCUAACUUAGAAAAAUUAAAGAAUUGUUACUUUUUUCUACUCUAUUGUAGAGUAAAUUU
Molecule: messenger RNA, 2930 nt
Organism: Acinonyx jubatus (cheetah)
Lineage: Eukaryota; Metazoa; Chordata; Mammalia; Carnivora; Felidae
Gene: CNBD1
Product: cyclic nucleotide binding domain containing 1
Exons: 13
Coding region: 67-1530 (487 amino acids)
Source: RefSeq, a predicted model, not a curated record